Molecule: messenger RNA, 4589 nt
Organism: Mycetomoellerius zeteki
Lineage: Eukaryota; Metazoa; Arthropoda; Insecta; Hymenoptera; Formicidae
Gene: Sulf1
Product: Extracellular sulfatase Sulf1
Exons: 16
Coding region: 66-4280 (1404 amino acids)
Molecular function (GO): N-acetylglucosamine-6-sulfatase activity; glycosaminoglycan binding
Source: RefSeq, a predicted model, not a curated record
AACCAUGGUAUGACACUUGAUUGAGGUAGCCAGUCCAUAAACGACCACCAACCGCUGCCGCCGCCAUGAGUAAGCUAUUUCAAUUUCUGGCCCUCCUCCUGUUGAGUGUCAAUGCCAGACGGACCGACGGAGACAGACCUGCGGAUGACGCGUACGCCGGCCAGCAGCGUCGCGGCUCCCUUCACAAGUCGAAUUACAACAACAAUAAUAAUUACAAUCAUCAGUCGAACUCGCCCUAUCUUCCGCAUCAGCAAUCUAGAGAGCGGAAGCCCAACAUCGUGCUGAUUCUGACGGAUGAUCAAGACGUUGAACUAGGUUCGCUGAACUUUAUGCCACGGACUUUGAAGCGAAUAAGGAACGAGGGCGCCGAGCUGAGACACGCGUACGUGACCACUCCCAUGUGCUGUCCAAGCAGGAGCUCUUUGCUCACCGGUCGUUACGUUCACAAUCAUGAGGUCUUCACGAACAACGACAACUGCAGCAGUCCCCAGUGGCAACGAGAUCACGAACCACACUCCUUCGCCGCUUACUUGAGCAACGCGGGAUAUCGGACAGGAUACUUUGGCAAGUAUUUGAACAAGUACAACGGCUCGUAUAUACCACCUGGAUGGCGGGAAUGGGGCGGUCUUAUAAUGAACUCCCGCUACUACAACUACAGUGUCAACAUGAACGGCAAGAAGAUAAAGCACGGCUUCGACUACAGUCGGGACUAUUAUCCGGAUCUGAUAGCCAACGACAGCGUGGCUUUCCUUAGGCAGAGCAAACACAAUUUCGCCCGGAAGCCGGUAAUGUUAGUCGCCAGCUUUCCGGCGCCGCACGGUCCGGAGGACUCGGCGCCGCAAUUCUCGCAUCUCUUCUUCAACGUCACCACUCAUCAUACGCCAGCAUAUGAUUAUGCACCGAAUCCCGACAAACAAUGGAUACUGCAAGUUACGCAAAAGAUGCAGCCCAUUCAUAAGCAGUUUACAGAUCUUUUAAUGACAAAACGAUUGCAAACCUUGCAGAGCGUCGACGCUGCUGUGGAUAGGAUUUAUCAAGAAUUAAAAGAUCUGGGUGAACUAGAUAACACGUAUAUUAUUUAUACGUCUGAUCACGGAUAUCAUUUGGGCCAGUUCGGACUUAUAAAAGGCAAGAGCUUCCCGUUCGAAUUCGACGUACGAGUGCCAUUCCUUAUUAGAGGUCCUGGUAUCGAACCUGGAUCCAUAGUAGACGACAUAGUUUUGAACAUCGAUCUGGCGCCGACGUUCCUGGAUAUCGCCGGCGUUGAGACGCCGCCACAGAUGGAUGGUCGUUCCUUCAAGAAACUCUUUCUUAAUAGCAAGCACGGCAGAAGGUCGAAGUUCAAGUGGCCCGACACAUUCCUGAUCGAGUCCUCUGGCCGCCGUGAAACUCCGGAAUCUAUCGCUGAAUCGAAGGCGCGAGAAGCCAGGAGACAAAAUGCCACUCAAGUCAAGCGGCCGUCGAGCUCAACGCCGGAAGGGGAGGAUGAUGAUAUUGCUGAUCCAGAUGCGGAUGUCGAAACAGAGCAUCGAUUCAUAGAGAAUGACACCGGAAGUGAUCAGGAUAUCUCUGAUGACGAGGAUUUUGAGGACUCGAUGAUCGAUGAGACGAGCUCAGAUCCACAUCUCGACAAUAGGGUGCAUCCGAUGCACGCGCCCUUUGCGACAAAGCACGAGCGUCUCGCAGCGGAGUGCUCGCGACCAGAAGUGCAGACCGAUUGUCUCCCCGGACAGAAGUGGCGAUGCGAGAGAGACGGACACCGCUGGCGACGGCACAAGUGCAGAUAUGCGGCGCCUCCACCGCCGCAAAAGGUUUCCAAGAAGUGCGCUUGCUUCACCCCCAACGGCGUGAUCUAUACGAGACUCGAGUCCAACGAUUACGACGGACAGAGAUACGGUUUGACGAAGGACCGCCGGCUUGUGGAUCCUUAUGACGAUACGGGAUUCUUCACCAAACGAGGCAAGCGAGAAAUAUCGGAUGAUAUCGUAUUAGCCGAGGAAAAUAAUGAAGAGUCUGAUAAUGACAUUGAUUUGGAUGAUAGAGAUAGACGCGCGAUUGACGAGGAAGAUGAUGACGAUAUGAUGCAGGAGAUUGAUAUGCUGGCGCGGGAGGUGAACCAAGAAUAUAAGAAAAAUCUUGAUAGAACCGGCAGUAAUACAAGAAUUGAGAAUUCCGAUGAAACUGACGAAUUAAACAAAUACAUUGUCGACUACUUGGAUUACGGCUACUCGAUAAACGAUUUUGAUCCCACUUUAGAUAAGAUUGUUAAUGGUCGAUUAAACUUGAAUGACGUAAUAAAAAGGCAUCGGAGAGUACGGAGAAACGUGACGAAGAAGGAUACUAUAGAGCAUGUCACGAAGAUUAUGGAAAGCAUUGAAGAAGAACUAGAUGACUUGAAGCAAACUCAAGUUCGUCACUUAUCAUCCGAAGUAGGAAAAUCAUUGUCGCCAAAAUGUUUGGUUUUACCGGAAGGGGGUGUAAACUGUACCGAAGCCAUAUAUCAAGAUCCUAACGAAUGGCGAAUAUCCAGACGGGAGAUUGAGCAGCAAAUCCGAGAGAUGCGAACGCAAUUGGAAAUGUUGAAAGAGAUUCGCAGGCACUUAAUGAUCAAACGACCACAAUUUUCGGAUAAUGAAGAGAAGCUUGCUGACGCAGAAGAAACUCGCAGUUCGCACAAAACCCACCAUCAUUCUCCGAAGGGACACGCAAGCCGACAUCAUAAAAAGCACGAUAAAAUUGCUCAUACUACUGCAGAUCUUAUCACAAACACGACCACGGAGUCUGUUACGAAGAUUAAUACUACUCCGAGCGAUGAAAAACCGUCGACGACAGAAGACAAGCCCGACAAAUAUAGUUCUAUUGAAACUUCUACAACAGAGACUGCAAGUGAAACAUCAACGACAAUGAUUCUAACAACAGUUAAACCGAAGAAACAACCUCGUCGUCAGAAGAUUAAGGAGACACCUACGAACAGAACAGAAAUCGAAGAGGAUAAACCGCAAAGGCGCAGGAAAACGCAUCAUCGUAAAAACAAUACGCUGCUUACGAAUAGUGUACACGAUGAUGUCCCACGCGCGAAUACAACGUAUGUUACUAGUGAUGUGACAUUGUCUACGCAAAAUCCUACGACUCGCGAGAAACACAAUCACAAAUUUAUGACUGUUCCUGCUACUACGAUUACAGAAGCAAGCACUGUGAGGCAAGGAACUCAUUAUUCAGAAGUAUUCAGGAGUAAUAACGAUUCCAACGAAGAUCGUACUACGGAAUCGAUCGCAGUUACUGAAUCUGGAUCGACUAUAACAAUGACGUCGAUACAUAUGACCGAGGUGCCAAAAAUUAAUCCGGCUAUCGACAAAAGUUUCGGUCGACCUCGAAAUACAUCCAUUAUAUUACCGACUACACCGUCAGUGAAGAGAUAUCCCAAGGUACAAAAGAACAGGACGACAGGUCUUGGACCAGCGAGGAUCGACGUUACUAUUCUUGAAUCUCCUGAUAGAAAACACAAACAAGGUUUAAUCAAUAACAACGAUCGUCUGCCACCGAUGCUAAACACUCCCUUAGAAGCACGACAUAAAUGUUAUUGCGAGCCAGAUACAAAAAAAGAUGAGAAAGAGAUCGCUAGGGAAGAAAGACGAAGAUUGAAGGAGGAGCGUUUAAAGAAGAAAGAACGAAAACUCAGAAAGAAGGCAAAGCUGGAAAAGGAAUGCCUAACGGAAAAAAUGAACUGCUUCGAGCAUGAUAACGAUCACUGGCGUACCGCACCUCUGUGGAAUGCGGGACCAUUUUGCUUUUGCAUGAAUGCUAAUAAUAACACGUAUUCGUGCAUACGUACAAUUAACAAGACGCACGAUUUCCUUUACUGCGAAUUUACUACAGGAUUAGUAACAUAUUAUAAUUUAAGACUUGAUCCAUUUGAACAAUGGAAUAGAGCGUCAUCUUUGACACCAACUGAAAAAUCUUAUCUGCACGAUCAAUUGGAACACUUGAAGGGCUGUAAAGGUACAUGGGAUUGUACAGUCGGUAACGCCAGAGAGGCUAUGCCACAACUUCAGCAACACCAACGAUAUAUUUCGAAAAGAAAAUAUAGUGAUGCAUUCGCAGAAGAUAUGUUCGUACCUUCGGCGUUACAAAUUAUACGCGAAAGCGAACUUGGCAAUCUAUCUAAUAAAAGACGAAAGAAGUUACAAAACUGGAGUAGGCGUAGUAGAAGCUGGCAAAGUAGCUGGCGACAUCAAGAUUCAGUGAAUCCCCGACGUCAUAAUUAUAGACAUCAAUACUGAUUUAUCUUUUCUUUUUUACGCUUCAACAAUUUCGUGACAAAUUGCCUUAGAUAUAUAUUGAUUUCGCAAUGCAUUUAGUAACCUAAUUUAUUUAGUAAUAAAUAAUGAAGAGACCGAGCUUAUAUUAGCAGAUAUUUAAAUUAAUAACUCAAUUUUAUUAGAUCUUCGUCAUCCACAUUGUGCAUGUUUUCAAUACAUUUUACGGCGACUGUCAGAUUUAAUUGUAGAAAUGUCAUAUGCACCGUGUGGAACACAUUUAUAAAUAUAUAAAAUAUGUAAUUUUUAUAUGAUUUAUAUACGUUUUAUAUA